AUGGUCAAGUCGUAUAGUAGAUACGAUCAGGAAAAGGUGUUUGGUGUCAUCACCUCACAAUCAAAUAUAUUAUGGCUACCGCCCAGCGAGACCCAGUCGUCAACAUCAGCAGGAAGAGCUGUAACAUCUGGGUUAGAAGAAAUAUUAAUAUGGGAUAUCAAGACGGGAGAGCUUUUGCAAAGAUUCAAUGAUGGAUUGACACCGGGUGCUUCAAACUCGAGCACUACAGUGGCUCCCAGUCCCGUUACACACCUCUGUUUCCAUCACCCCACAAAUUUGAUUGCAGCCGGGUACGCCGAUGGUAGUAUCAAGAUAUGGGAUGUAAGUUCGCAGUCGGUGCUUAUGACAUUUGAAGGACACAAAUCGAGUAUUUCACAGCUCAAGUUUGACCGAAGCGGUACUAGAUUAGUCAGUGGUUCCAAUGACGCAAGCAUUAUACUAUGGGACCUUGUUGGAGAAUCAGGAUUGUUCAAAUUAAAGGGCCACAAGGGUCCCAUUUCUGGUGUGCAAUUUUUAUCACAAAACGAUAGCACAAAUGAUAUUGAUAGUAUGGAAGACUAUAUCUUGAGUAGUUCAAGGGACGGAAUGAUCAAGUUGUGGGAAUUAAAAAGCCAACAAUGUAUAGAGACUCACAUGGCUCACAGCAGUGAAUGCUGGUCUAUGGCGGUGAAUGGAACGAAGGACACUCUUUUGACAACAGGAAACAAAGACCAAGUAAAAGUAUGGAUUAUUGAUCUUGCACUUGAUGACGGGGAGAAAAUUACCGAGAGAGGCUCGUUUGAAAAGCAAAGCAGGGCCCGUGGUAAUGAGAUACAUUUCAAGAAUAUCAAAAAAGGUGGCAUUUUAGUAGAGUUAUUUGCCAUACAAAAUGCCGAUAGAACCAUCGAAGUUUUUAGAGUACGAUCAGAAGAUGAGAUGAAAAAAGGUAUAAGUAAAAGAAUGAAAAGAUUAAAGGAUAAAGGCAUGGAUGAUGAAGAGAUUUUGCAGUCUAUACGAGAUUCUGAAAUCAGUAUGCUUAUAACACAAUUUGCAACAAUUAGGGCCUCUUCAAAAAUCCAAUCCUGCAACUGGGCCGGUACUGGAGGGAAAAAAUUGGAUAUCCUUAUUUCUUCAACAAACAAUAGUAUUGAAUACGACUCUUUAAUCACACCUGAAAACUUGAAGAAAGCGCAACCUACUGAUGUACAAGCCAAUAAGCUUUAUCUGAUUGAACAGUUGGGCCACAGGUUUGAUAUUAGAGCAAUGGACAUAUCACCGGAGGAUGACAAGCUAUUGGCCACAGCUUCAAACGGGGAAUUGAGAAUAUGGAACACCAGAACGUACAAUGUGAUACGAUCCUUCACAUUGGAAGGUGGGUAUGCCUUGUGUUGUAAAUUUUUACCUGGUGGCUCGUUGGUUGUUGUUGGUUUCAAAAAUGGAGAUCUCGAGCUUUAUGAUUUGACUACUUCAUCUUUAGUAGACAGAGUAGAGAGGGCACACAGCUUGAAUACAGGAACAGAUGAUAAUAGUGCCGCUAUAUGGUCCAUGGACUUGACAUCAGAUGGGAAAACAUUGGUCACAGGUGGAAAUGACAAGUGUGUCAAGUUUUGGAAUUUAAAAGUUGUUCAAGACGUUGUCCCUGGAACCACUUCAGUGAUCAAUAAACUUAAAUUUGUACACACCCAGACUUUGGAUUUAAACGAAGAUGUCUUGUGUGUUAGAAUAUCGCCGGAUGAUAAAUACCUUGCUAUAUCUCUUCUCAACAAUAAUGUCCAAGUUGUGUUUUUGGAUUCAUUGAAACUAUAUCUCACAUUAUUUGGCCAUAAGUUGCCAGUGCUAUCAAUCGAUAUCUCGGCUGACUCGAAGUUAGUUAUUACAUCUUCAGCAGAUAAGAACAUCAAGAUUUGGGGUCUUGAUUUCGGUGAUUGCCACAAGUCAAUUUUUGCCCACCAGGACUCGGUUAUGAAUGUGAAAUUUAUUGGUACUUCGCACAAUUUCUUUUCAAGUGGUAAAGAUGGAUUGAUCAAGUACUGGGACGGGGACAAGUUUGAGUGCAUUCAGAAGCUACCCGCGCACCAAAGUGAAGUAUGGUGUAUGGCCAUUAGUCGAAAUGGGUUGUUUAUGUGCUCAACAUCACACGAUCACUCGAUUAGGCUCUGGUCUGCUACUAGCGACCAAGUCUUUCUUGAAGAAGAGCGUGAAAAGGAGUUGGAUGAGAUGUAUGAAAACAAGUUGCUUAGUCAACUUGAAGGCGAGGAACCUGCUCACCCAAAUAAUGGGGGUGAGGACGGUGAAGGUGAUGAGGAAGGUGGUAAUGAUCAAGUUGAGAGAGUGACAAAGCAGACGAUGGAGACAUUAAAGGCUGGUGAAAAAUUAAUGGAAGCGCUUGACUUGGGUGUUGAGGAUCUUGAAAAGACCAAACUUUAUGAAUCGCAAGUAAAAGCUGGCCACAAGGAUGCAGUUCGGGAAACUCCAAAUGCUAUCUUGUUGGCCUUGAACAUGACGGGGCCACAAUAUGUACUAGAUACACUUGUCAAGAUCAAACCUUCACAAUUUGACGAUGCAUUAUUGGUGUUACCAUUCUCUUAUUGUCUCAAGUUGUUCCAAAUGAUUGAGAUUUGGACCAACAAGGAAAAUAUUUCAAAGAAUGUCACCAAUCUUUCGCUCAUAUGCAGGGUUUUGUUUUUCGUUGUUUCCUCAAAUUCGAAGGAAUUGAUCAGUCAAAAGGAUCCAAACUUGAAGAAUCAGUUGAUUGCUGUUAAGGAACAAUUGAGGUUGAAUCUUUCCAGGACUUGCAAGACGUUGGGUGUCAACACCCAAGGUCUUCGCUUUUUAAAACAACAAUGGAAAUUGACGCAUGGGACUGAAUUUAUUGAUGAAGAAGAGCAAAGAAAUUAUGAAGACAAGCGAGCCAUCAAGAGAGUCUAUCAAACUAUUUAA
Molecule: messenger RNA, 2919 nt
Organism: Lodderomyces elongisporus
Lineage: Eukaryota; Fungi; Ascomycota; Pichiomycetes; Serinales; Debaryomycetaceae
Gene: DIP2
Product: snoRNA-binding rRNA-processing protein
Exons: 1
Coding region: 1-2919 (972 amino acids)
Biological process (GO): maturation of SSU-rRNA
Cellular component (GO): Pwp2p-containing subcomplex of 90S preribosome; small-subunit processome
Molecular function (GO): protein binding; snoRNA binding
Source: RefSeq, a predicted model, not a curated record